CCACAAACCACAAAACAAGCAGUUUACACCCGUUUUACAACCGUCACCUGGCAACCGACGACGGGCAACAACAACCUUGGUGUGCGUUAUUUGGAACUGACUCCCCUGGCGAUCACGAUGUCGGCUGAGCUGGAAGAGACCACUUUGGAGGAAAGGGGUGUGGAGGGCGGUCCACCAAAGCCAAGAAGGGUAGGCGGGUGGGGGGAGGAGAAAGGAAAGAGGAGGAGAGACACAGUCGAAGAAGAUGAGAGGUUGCGAGUUCCUGAAAGCUUUGACGACGAUGAUGACCUGCCAGUUAUUCCUGAUCUCGAGGCAGUGCAAAAAGAAGAUCUCACCACCCAGAUUGCCGCACCUCCAUCACUGACUGUGAACAGACUGGCCUCGUACCGGGAACUAGAGGCCGACAUCCAGAAACAAAACUUCACUCUGGUGUGUGUAUAUAGUACAUCCUUCCUUGUAUUAUAGUUUACAUUUAAGGUAUAAUACUGACAGUCUUUCUCCCCAUCACAUUAGGGAGGUGUUGACUUGAAAUUGCUGUCUAAAGUACUAUCGCCAGAGAAAGACGUUACAGAGGAGGACGUAGGUUGGGAGUGGGAGAGGCUGUUUGCUGAGAUGUCGUCUGACAUACAGAGAGUGUGGAGAAGAAGGGAACCUGAAGACCUCUCACAACCAGCCCUAGCCAAAACUGACUCAACUCUCUGACUCACUUUAUACCACAUUAAUACAAGUUCAAGUCCUAAUGAAGGCAGACUCAGUAUUGCAAUAAUGUAUACCACAUUAAUAGAAGUCC
Geodia barretti is the source of this 790-nucleotide messenger RNA. Lineage: Eukaryota; Metazoa; Porifera; Demospongiae; Tetractinellida; Geodiidae. The record is from the annotation of a GenBank genome assembly.